AUUCAGAUCAUCGCAACCAGGCCGCGAUGCCAAAUACAGUGGCUUUGACUACGCGGACUACUCAUGGACGAGUGGAGAAGGGAUCAGACAUGCGGGUGGAGAUCUACUCCAUUCUGCUAGCGGCGCAAAUCCCGAGGGCCCAUUCACUAGAUGCCUAGGUAGGUCUCUUCAUACUACUUAACCCCACUUCGCCCUCUUCGGUACAUCAUUGCCCCUUCUCUAAGACUUCACUGUCAAUUUCCCUCUCUGACACACCAUUGAAUCCAACAACACCAUACAAAAUGUCUGACCUUUCCGUUAACCUCGAGACGCCGCACUCCGGCAAGUACGAGCAGCCGACCGGUCUCUUCAUUAACAACGAGUUCGUCAAGGGUGUUGACGGCAAGACCUUCGAGGUCAUCAACCCAACCACCGAAGAGGUCAUCUGCUCCGUCCACGAGGCCUCCGAGAAGGAUGUCGACAUUGCAGUAUCCGCAGCCCGCAAGGCCUUUGAGGGCCCAUGGCGGAAGGAGACCCCAGAAAACCGUGGCAGACUCCUCGUCAAGCUCGCCGACCUCUUCGAGAAGAACCUCGACCUCCUCGCCGCAGUAGAGUCGCUCGACAACGGCAAGGCCAUCGCCAUGGCCAAGGUUGACAUCAGCAUGUGCGCUGGCUGCUUGCGAUACUACGGUGGCUGGGCAGACAAGAUCGAGGGCAAGGUUGUCGACACCACCCCAGAUACUUUCAACUACAUCCGCAAGGAGCCAGUCGGUGUUUGCGGUCAGAUCAUUCCAUGGAACUUCCCGCUCCUCAUGUGGGCAUGGAAGAUCGGCCCCGCUGUUGCUUGCGGUAACACCGUCGUCCUCAAGACCGCCGAGCAGACCCCUCUCGGUGGCCUCGUCGCCGCCCGCCUCGUCAAGGAGGCCGGCUUCCCACCAGGUGUCAUCAACGUCAUCUCCGGUUUCGGCAAGGUCGCCGGUGCCGCCAUCGCCUCGCACAUGGACGUCGACAAGGUCGCCUUCACUGGCUCCACCGUUGUCGGCCGCACCAUCAUGAAGGCUGCCGCUGGCUCCAACCUGAAGAAGGUCACCCUCGAGCUCGGUGGCAAGUCUCCCAACAUCGUCUUCGAGGAUGCCGACAUCGACAACGCCAUCUCCUGGGUUAACUUCGGUAUCUUCUUCAACCACGGCCAGUGCUGCUGCGCUGGCUCGCGUAUCUACGUGCAAGAGUCCAUCUACGACAAGUUCGUCCAGCGGUUCAAGGAGCGGGCACAGAAGAACGUUGUUGGCGACCCAUUCGCCAAGGACACUUUCCAGGGUCCCCAGGUUUCCCAGGUGCAGUUUGACCGCAUUAUGAGCUACAUCCAAGCCGGCAAGGACGCUGGCGCCAAGGUCGAGAUCGGCGGCAACCGCAAGGGCGACAAGGGCUACUUCAUUGAGCCCACUAUCUUCUCGAACGUCACCGAGGACAUGAAGAUCGUGCAAGAAGAGAUCUUCGGCCCAGUCUGCUCCAUCUCCAAGUUCAAGACCAAGGAGGAGGCCAUCCGUGUCGGCAACGCCACCACCUACGGUCUCGCCGCUGCCGUCCACACCAAGAACCUCAACACUGCCAUCGAAGUCUCCAACGCCCUCCGCGCCGGUACCGUCUGGGUGAACACCUACAACACCCUCCACCACCAGAUGCCAUUCGGCGGCUACAAGGAGUCCGGUCUCGGUCGUGAGCUCGGCGAGGCUGCGCUUGACAACUACACCCAGACCAAGACCGUCUCGAUCAGACUCGGCGAUGCGCUGUUCGGUUAAACGACAUGCGUGCGUAAUGGGU
Baudoinia panamericana UAMH 10762 is the source of this 1800-nucleotide messenger RNA. RefSeq lists its product as uncharacterized. The record is from RefSeq and is a predicted model, not a curated record. The transcript has 5 exons. Bases 282 to 1778 code for a protein of 498 amino acids. Gene Ontology annotation, molecular function: aldehyde dehydrogenase (NAD+) activity. Lineage: Eukaryota; Fungi; Ascomycota; Dothideomycetes; Mycosphaerellales; Teratosphaeriaceae.